AUGGGUAAUCAACAGCAAACAGGUCGUAUUCGUAGCGAUACCUAUACACGAUACGAGCGAGAUGGCGAAGAUGGUCGUUUUGUCACUCUUGACAAUGAGUCAAUAAUGAAUAGUAAUCUAUCAUCAUUUGACGAACGAAUCUCAUCAAGACAAAACUCAAGUUUACCGAUACGUAUACGUCAGCGUCAAAUGCAACAACAUCAUACACAACAAGCUGUAAAUACAGACAUACAAAAUGAAAAAAAAACAAUACCAGUUGUUUUCAAAUAUCCAGCUUCACCAAAAGAUAAAGAAGCUUUAUUAUUCGGUUCAUUUACUAAUUGGAAAGAAACAAUAGCAAUGGUUAAAAGUGAUAAUGAUUUUGUUGCUAUUCUGGAAUUACCCGAAGGUAAACAUGAAUAUAAAUUCAUUAUUGAUGGCCGAUGGGAAUAUGAUUUAAACGAGCCAUCAGUAGAAGAUGGUCAAAAUGGUCGUAGUAAUGUUGUUACUGUAAAAAAAAGUGAUUUUGAAGUUAUGGAAGCACUUACAUCGGAUUCUAUUUUAGCUAAUACUCAAAGCUCAAAUUCAAAUAAACAAAAAGCUAAUGAUCCUCAAAUGGCUCGUUCACCACCUGGUCUUUAUGAUCAAACUUGGCCACCAACAAGUCGCGAAGAAUUUCCACCGGGAGAUAAACCACCAGUUUUACCACCACAUCUUCUCAAUAUUAUUCUUAAUAAAGAUACAUCUGCUCAUUAUGAACCUGCCUUAUUACCUGAACCAAAUCAUGUUAUGUUAAAACAUCUUUAUGCAUUAUCGAUUCGCGAUGGUGUAAUGGUAUUAAGUACAACAGCUCGUUAUAAACAAAAAUUUGUCACAACGUGUUUUUACAAACCGACAGGCAAAUAA
This is a messenger RNA of Rotaria sp. Silwood1, 885 nucleotides long. Lineage: Eukaryota; Metazoa; Rotifera; Eurotatoria; Philodinida; Philodinidae. The record is from the annotation of a GenBank genome assembly.